CUUCGUUGUCCUCCUAGUGAUCCUGUUCCUCUUCAUCAAUAAAAAGUUGUGUUUCGAAAGAGUCGGUGACCUUCCGUGUUUGGACCGACGAGGGAAAAUUAAGCAUCCUAAAGAAAAAUCCGGAGUUCUCCAAGGCCUCGCUCACGGACUAAAAGCUUUCUGUCACAACUGAAAACCUGCCGGGGGCUCCAUCACCAGAUUCUUCUGGUCAUGGUGUUGGACAUGGCCUCCCAGAACUUCUUCCAGCCCGUUUCAUCGUGGAUAUCUCGUAUGUGUGAAGCUGUCCACCUAGCAGGAGGCUCCAUAUCCGGUUCUAUAACAAACUUAAAUAAAACUUCCUCAAGCGGAGACAACGAGGAAGACUCAGAAUACAGCGAUGACUAUGACAGCAACGAUGAGGACAGCGUCGACGAUUCUUCUGAAGAAGCCUUGUACGUGUCUGAAAGUCUUGACGCUUCCCGUGAAGACGAGGAGUUGCCUGAACUCGAAGAAUCGAGUAAGGAGGUGUCUCAAGAUGACACUAAAUCAACCGAGUCCCGUGCAAGUAUGCCUGAAAGAGCUGUUUUGUCGAAGCUAAGUGUUGGUGUGCACGAGGACAGCAGCCUCUUGGACAGCCUUUCUUCCAUUCCAGAAGAUGAAGCAUACGUCAACAAUCAGAUAGACAGCCUUUUGAGAGAAAUGGAUAGCUCGACCCUUAGCAUUACAGGGACUGCUAAUGUGAACAGUUUUGGGGAGGAUGAAGAGCUUACCUCAUCUUCAGACAGUGAUGAAGAAGUGUUUAAACAGUUUCAGAUAUCUGUGUCUCGCUCCCAGAGCUUCCGUUCUAUGGUAUCGGAAAAGGCCACGCAAGCCGGCUCAGAAAAUAAGCAAAAAUUCACCCGUUUGCUAUCUAACCAAGAAGAGCUGAGCACAGAAGCCUCUGAAUGCGAAGAUUUGGAUGUGCUCAGUUAUCAGUCGUAUAAUGAAGAUGGACACAUUUCCCUCCACUCUGGACCAACAUCGGAGGUUGGUGAAGCCCACAGUGGGUCGAAACAAGAAGCAGAGUCCUUCUGUAGCAUUACCCACCGAGCCAACGAUGGAAGCCAAGAAGCAGAGACGGCUUUCAGCAACCACGGUUUUGAAGACCGCGAUGCUACGGACAGCUCCUCUGCAUGGAGCCCCGAGGACCAGGUGGACGCCAGCGUCCCGGCCCUCACCCCCCAAGUGCCGAUUUCAAAGUGUGGCGAUCUUGAUGUCUCCCUUCAAUAUUCCUCCUCGACUCAAAAGCUGUCUGUAAUCAUCGCUGACGCGAAAGGAAUUCCAGACAAAGACCGCAGCGGAGCGAACGCGUGGCAAGUCCAUGUUGUGCUGCUUCCUAAUAAGAAACAGAGGGGCAAGACGGCUAUUCAGCGGGGGCCGGAACCGGUCUUUAACGAGGCCAUUACAUUCCAUAGACUGGACGCCGAGGAGCUGACCGGUAACGCGCUUCGCUUCCGUUUGUACGCCGUGCGCAAGAUGAACCGCGAGAGGAUGAUGGGAGAGAAAUUGCUCUCCUUGAGUAACAUGAAGCCGGACGAGGACAUAAAGAAGACGCUGAUCUUGGAGCCGAGAAGCAACCUCUGUAGCGGGGAUUCCCAGGCGAGUUUUUCUGGAAUCUCUCACAGUGACAGCGCGUCGUCCUCCCAGUCGCUGUCUCACGGCGGGACGCCCGAGUUACUGGUGGGAUUGUCAUAUAACGCCACGACGGGCAGACUCUCUGUGGAGAUGAUCAAAGGCAGCCACUUCCGGAACCUGGCCAUCAACAGACCUCCCGAUACAUAUGGGAAGCUUUCUCUUUUGAGCCCCGUCGGCCAAGAAAUAUCGCGCUGUAAGACGUCGAUCCGCCGGGGCCAGCCGAACCCCGUCUACAAAGAAACGUUCAUAUUCCAAGUGGCCCUCUUUCAGCUCACGGAAGUCACCCUGAUGAUUUCGAUAUACAAUCGCCGGAGCAUGAAGAGGAAGGAGAUGAUUGGCUGGAUUUCAUUGGGUCAAAACAGCAGCGGGGAAGAGGAGCAACACCAUUGGCUGGAAAUGAAAGAAUCCAAGGGGCAGCAGGUGUGCAGGUGGCACACCUUGCUGGAAGCCUAAACAAACUUUUUGGCCCCUCUGAGGACCCGUCCUUUUUUUUUUUUUUUUGCACGUACCGGUGUAUAAUAACCAGAAAACCCAGCAGGGGAUGACUGUCUAUUGGGUGACGCAGAGCUGGAUCUACGGCCUGUAUGUUUCGAGGCCAUCGGUGCCCAGAAUUUAGACUUUAAAGCAAUUAUUCGGCGCUUGCCUCCCAUUUGAGCACCGAACCUCCAUGAGCAUUUAGAACAAUGUUUAACCCCUUAAGGACAAUGGGUUGUCCUUAAACCCAUUGGAAACCCGUUCGGGCGUUGUCAUUAAGGGGUUAAAAAAAAGUCCGGCUCCGUUUCUCCGGCUCCGACGCCUGCUUGGGGUACGUUUCCCGACAGCGUGAUGCGGGAAGGCAGAUAACGGUGUGUAUGUUUGAAGCGCAAGAGCCAAAGUUCAAGUGAACUAAUAAAUUCUGGACCUACGCAGAGGCCCAUGAAGGGUUAAAUAUAGCUUUCUUUGUAAUCCUGAAUAAAUACUGGUUAUUAAACAGAGGGGUAUAUUUUCUGGGGUGGAUUUGCCAUCAGCACAUACAUUGUAGAUAUAUCUCAGCGGGGCUGGUGAGUGGAGUGAGUGACGUUGAACCAGCAGAGGUGGUGCAGACUCUUCAAAAAGCCUAAAUUUGCCUAAAUUGGCACCCUUUAAAAUGGUAGUCAGUAUGCCUGCCCAAAGCGUCUUCUGGGAAGGACAAUGUAUUGUUAAAUAUUGUUUAACCCCUUAAUGACAAAGCCCGUGCAUGUACGGGCUCAAAAUGCAUUGUUUUCAAUGGGUUUUGGGACCGCCCAUUGUCCUUAAGGGGUUAAAUAUGUAUGAGAGCCUUUCAAAACACGUUACUUACAUGAGAACACGCAGAAGAGCAUACAGCCUACUGCAAAAGGCCAAGCGCAUCCCCUGCCAUAUGCUUUAGCAUUUAGUUUAGGCAUCACCCUCCUGUGUGCUCCGGUGCUCAGAGGGUUAACCCACCGAUUGACAGCAGAUAUAAAUAUUAUAUAUAUUGUUAUAUAUUGAGAUUGUGGCACAUAUAGCCCCGCAUGACACGGAAAUGAUCUCCCAUGCCGUAUUUUUCAUUACGUUGAAUGGAUUUGAUACUAAUUUAGAUCGAAUUAUAUAUUUUCCAAAAAGCAUGGAAAGCAAUAAAGAAUUUUGCUGUAA
Messenger RNA from Spea bombifrons (plains spadefoot toad), 3285 nucleotides. RefSeq names its product synaptotagmin 16 (gene SYT16). The transcript is spliced from 7 exons. Bases 211 to 2106 code for a protein of 631 amino acids. The record is from RefSeq and is a predicted model, not a curated record. NCBI's taxonomy places the organism in Eukaryota, Metazoa, Chordata, Amphibia, Anura, Pelobatidae.